GGGAUUGGUAUUUAAAACGGAAGUAAUUUGCUGUCAUUUCUGGACAGGUGUGGAUGUACCGUGUAUGAAAGCAGUAGAUGUGUACGAAAACAGUAAAUCACAUGUGUUGUCAGUACCGGUAAUUCUUCCCCCUUUAAAUGCCAGCAGUAUUUCUAGUCAGGGAUUCUUCUUUAAUUUGUCUUGUCUGACAUACUUUGCUGAGUCCGUGCGAUUUCCUUUGGAGUCAAUUCUACUUCUAGCCGGGAACUGUAUCUGUUUUUAUUCUUUAGCCACGGAGGUCAUGAUACUCUGUGUUCUGCCUUGAGUGAUAGACUGCAGCAGCACUUAGAACUUGAAAUUUUUUUUCGUGCGAGUCGUAUUGCCUUAUGUGGAUUAUGAAUAAAUGCUGAACUGGAAGUCUGAAUAAUACUCCUGGCAAUGUAUAACUGAAAAUGGUGAAUCGUGGUCUGUAGACCUAGAAAAUUUCUCAAACGGUUAACCACCCACUAGAAUGAUGCAUCUCAAUGUCAAACGAGGAAAUGUAUUAUUAUGGAAUGUUUUUGCGAUAAAGUGUGACCUGUGGAGUAGAUAGUUAUUACAAAAAGGAUUCAGUCAUUUUAAUCGUUUUUUUUUUCAAAAGAAAUGUUUUCAUGUGGCAUUUUGUGUGUUAGUGGAGAGAAGGCUUCGACAGCCGCAAUUUUUCAAUAAGAUAAUUUUUAAUUCUAACUGAAGUCACUCACCCAUUGUUCUUUAGAAAUGGCCGUCCAGACAUCUCUUUUCAUGAUGCUUGGUUUCCGAUGUGCUGCCAGAUGUGUUUGGUUUCAUCCAACUUCAUUACUACAAGUCCAUAACUUAAUCAGAACUAAUGAAAGAAAGCUUUCCAAUUUUAAACCUUCAUCCAAGAGAAGUUCUGCAGAUUUCAAUAGUUUUGCCUUAAGAAGCCAUACGUGCGGCGAGCUGAGGUCUGCUCAUGUUGGCCUGGAGGUUACUCUGUGUGGCUGGAUUCAGUACCAGAGACAUAAUCUCUUUGUGGUCUUGCGAGAUUUCCAUGGACUGACGCAAGUGGUCCUGUCAGAGAAGGAGGGGAGUGAAGAUCUGAAGAAGAUUCUUUUAGAAACUCCUGUUGAAUCUGUUGUGCGAGUGACUGGAACUGUUAUCCGUCGACCUACGGGUCAAGAAAACCCAGAGAUGCCUUCAGGAGAAAUUGAAGUUCUAGUGAAGGAUGCUGUGGUACUAAACACCUGCCAGAAGCUGCCGUUUGAAAUUAAAGAAUUUGUAAAAAAAUCGGAGGCUUUGCGUAUGCAGUACCGUUAUCUAGAUUUGCGUAACUUUCAGAUGCAGUAUAACCUACGUCUGCGAUCUCAGGUAGUAAUGAAGAUGAGAGAAUACCUGUGUAACAUACAUGGUUUUGUAGAUGUUGAGACUCCAACACUGUUUAAAAGAACCCCAGGGGGUGCUAAAGAGUUUGUAGUCCCUUCGAGGGAGCCAGGGAAAUUUUAUUCUCUUCCUCAGAGCCCACAGCAAUUCAAGCAAUUGCUGAUGAUUGGAGGUAUAGACAGGUACUUCCAGGUGGCUCGUUGUUACAGAGAUGAAGGGUCAAAGCCUGACAGGCAGCCUGAAUUCACACAGAUUGAUAUAGAAAUGUCAUUUGUAAAUCAAGCUGGUAUCCAGGCAUUGAUAGAGGGUUUGAUCCAGUAUUCCUGGCCAGAAGAGAAAGGAUCCAUCGUCACACCCUUCCCGUCAAUGACAUAUGCAGAAGCUAUGGCUACCUAUGGGACAGACAAACCAGAUACACGGUUUGGAAUGCAGAUUGUUGAUGUGAGUGAAGUGUUCAAAAACACAACUCUCCCUUUUGUACAAGAAGCCUUAAAUAAUCCUAAUGGCUUUGUCCGAGUCAUCUGUGUGCCUGAAGGAGCGAAAUUAUUGAGGAGAAAAGACCUGGAUGCUUUAGAAGAACUAGCAGAAAAACAGUUUAAUCAGGAGAUUACAUUGGCUGUUUUGCGACCUGAUGGCACCUGGAAAUCUUCUCUCGGCAAAUUCCUAAGUGAUGAACUACGAGUGAAUGUCUGCACUAAGGCCAAAGCAAACGCAGGAGAUGUAUUGGUAUUUGCUUCAGGAGAGCACAAGAAAGUGUGUUCUGUCCUUGGCAAACUACGACUGGAGUGUGCCAGUAUGCUGGAGGAGAAGGGGGUUAUCCUCCGAGAUCCCAGUCUGUACACAUUCCUCUGGGUUGUUGAUUUUCCCUUGUUCCUUCCCAAGGAAGAAAACCCUGAAGAGUUGGAGUCGGCCCACCAUCCUUUUACAGCCCCCAGACCAGAGGAUGCUGAACUCGUAUACACCCACCCUGAAAAAGUUCGUAGUCAGCACUAUGACCUAGUACUGAAUGGCAGCGAGAUAGGAGGUGGCUCCAUACGAAUACAUAACUCAGACCUGCAGCGUUAUGUGAUCGAGAAAGUACUGAAGGAAGAUGUUGGAUUGCUUUCUCAUCUGUUGGAUGCUUUGAACUCUGGAGCACCCCCUCAUGGAGGCAUUGCUCUAGGACUGGACAGAUAUAUUUCUCUUCUUGUGGGUGCUCAGAGUAUCCGAGAUGUCAUAGCAUUUCCCAAGUCUUUCCGAGGUCGAGAUCUAAUGAGUGGCUCUCCAGACUGGGUGUCCAGUGAUGACCUGAAACCGUACCACGUCCAGGUCAGCUGGCCUGCUGACUCACAGAGUGAGAUACCUGAUGAAGAAACCUACAAUGUUAGAAGAUGGUGCUAUGCUUUGAAAUUGGACAGAGAAACAAGUCUGAAUGCAGCUGAUUGUAAAAAUGCACCUCAAAACAGUACUGAUAUUUUAAAAUGGCAUACUCUGCAGUUUCCUUUCAGAAGGCCAGACAUCCCUGUGUUUGCAGAGGAGGAUUGCUCCGAAUGGUUGGAGAUCUGCAGUACUCCGUGCUUAUUUCUGAAUUAAGGCUCGCUAACUGUGCUUUAGUUCAUGUAAUGUAAUCAUUAAUUUCAUUUCAACUGUCUGUGACAUUUUAUUGUGUAGAUUGUGAACUAGGAUGCAUGCAUUUAAUGCAAAUCAAGGCUUUGUGUUAUCAUUUUUACAAUGUUAAGAUAACAGAAACCAGACACUUAAUGAAUAAACCUAGGUGCACUGUGGUGCAUAUGGUUUUGCACUAAUGAAUUAUUUUCUUAUUCUAUAUUUUUUACAGAAAUAAAGAUUUUCAUGUUAAA
Protopterus annectens (West African lungfish) is the source of this 3194-nucleotide messenger RNA. It is a transcript of the gene DARS2, whose product is annotated as aspartyl-tRNA synthetase 2, mitochondrial. The record is from RefSeq and is a predicted model, not a curated record. Bases 736 to 2928 code for a protein of 730 amino acids. Gene Ontology annotation, cellular component: mitochondrion; cytoplasm. Lineage: Eukaryota; Metazoa; Chordata; Ceratodontiformes; Protopteridae. The transcript is spliced from 17 exons. Gene Ontology annotation, biological process: aspartyl-tRNA aminoacylation. Gene Ontology annotation, molecular function: nucleic acid binding; aspartate-tRNA ligase activity; ATP binding.